UCUAAUUAAACUGUGUAUUUGCAAGUCCAGUGUGAUCUGCUUGGGGGAGAUAAUACAAAAUGUUCCUUAUUUCUUUCCUUUUCCCUCCUCACACAUUCCAGGCCUUCAAGGUCAUCAUGGUACAAGAAAAUGUUACCCACAUCCAUGAGUUCAUCCUCUUGGGAUUCCCUGCCACUCCAGAGCUGCAGGCUCUGCUGUUUGUGAUCUUCCUGGCCGUGUAUCUGCUGACUGUCACUGAGAACCUCGUUAUCACGGUGUUAAUUAUAACCAACCCCCAGCUCCACAAGCCCAUGUACUUUUUCCUGGGCCACCUAGCCUUCCUAGAGGCCUGCUACAUUUCAGUCACCGUUCCCAAGCUGUUGGUCAGCUUUGUGGUGAGGAGUAAGAGCAUUUCCUUCGCAGGCUGCAUGGCCCAGCUGUACUUUUUCGUUGCCCUGGUGUGCACUGAGUGUGCCCUCCUGGCCGUGCUGGCCCUGGACCGCUGCGUGGCCAUCUGCACCCCCCUGCACUACGCCCUCACCAUGAGCCACAGGGCCUGCAGGCAGCUGGCCAUGGGCUCUUGGCUGCUUGGCUUCCUGAUAGCUCUGCUCAAGGUCUUCUUCAUUUCCCAGCUCUCCUUCUGUGGCCCCAGAGUCAUCAACCACUUCUACUGCGACAUCAGCCCCUUGCUCAACCUCGCGUGCAGCGAGCGGCGCCUGGCCGAGCUCGUGGACUUCAUCUCAGCCUUGCUCAUUUUGCUGAUCCCCCUCUCUGCCAUCAUCAUUUCCUACACCUGCAUCAUCAGCACCAUUCUGCUCAUUCCCAAGGCCCAGAGCAGGAGGAAAGCCUUCUCCACCUGUGCUUCUCACCUGGCUGUGGUCAUCAUUUUCUUCUCAGCCACGCUCUUCAUGUACGCCCGGCCCAGGAGCAUCAACUCCUGGGAUCUCAACAAGCUGGUUUCCAUCAUUUAUACCAUAAUCACCCCAAUGCUGAAUCCAUUCAUUUACUGCCUGAGGAACAAGGAAAUAAAGGACACUUUACUGAAGGUCUGGUGUAGCAGGGCUGCUCUCUCCAGAGUUGCUGCAUCUGAUCACUGAUGUGAUGCUUGGAAGAUAAUCUUCCAAUUUUUGUCUGAAUC
Messenger RNA from Catharus ustulatus (Swainson's thrush), 1117 nucleotides. RefSeq names its product olfactory receptor 6B1-like. Gene Ontology annotation, cellular component: membrane. The record is from RefSeq and is a predicted model, not a curated record. Gene Ontology annotation, molecular function: G protein-coupled receptor activity; olfactory receptor activity. Bases 60 to 1076 code for a protein of 338 amino acids. Gene Ontology annotation, biological process: G protein-coupled receptor signaling pathway. NCBI's taxonomy places the organism in Eukaryota, Metazoa, Chordata, Aves, Passeriformes, Turdidae. The transcript has a single exon.